Messenger RNA from Heterocephalus glaber (naked mole-rat), 5355 nucleotides. RefSeq names its product secretion associated Ras related GTPase 1B (gene Sar1b). Gene Ontology annotation, molecular function: GTPase activity; GTP binding. Gene Ontology annotation, biological process: intracellular protein transport. The record is from RefSeq and is a predicted model, not a curated record. NCBI's taxonomy places the organism in Eukaryota, Metazoa, Chordata, Mammalia, Rodentia, Bathyergidae.
CCAGGGAGGCACAGCCGCCCGGAAGGAGCUGGAGGGAGCUGAGGCCGCGGCAGCUAUCGCCCUGCGGCUGGAUCUCCGAGCGAGCGUGCCGAGCGACGUCAAGCGCGGAAUCGCAUUCGCUUGCGUCCCGUGCGGCCGUGCUUAGCGUUUUGCCACAGCCCGAGCCCCAGCUGAGGGGGAGAGAAGAGUUUUGGAGAAACUGUCACAACCUACGAAGUGUUCAAGAUUUUCCAACAAGACCCUGUAAAAUUUGAAUAUGUCCUUCAUAUUCAGUUGGAUCUACAGUGGUUUCAGCAGUGUGCUACAAUUUUUAGGAUUAUAUAAGAAAACUGGUAAAUUGGUAUUUCUUGGACUGGAUAAUGCAGGAAAAACAACAUUGCUACACAUGCUAAAAGAUGACAGACUUGGACAACAUGUCCCCACAUUGCAUCCCACUUCAGAAGAACUGACUAUUGCCGGUAUGACUUUUACAACUUUUGAUCUGGGUGGACAUGUUCAAGCUCGAAGAGUUUGGAAGAACUACCUUCCUGCUAUUAAUGGCAUUGUAUUUCUGGUGGAUUGUGCAGACCACGAAAGGCUGUUAGAGUCAAAAGAAGAACUUGAUUCACUAAUGACAGAUGAGACCAUCGCUAAUGUACCUAUCCUGAUUCUUGGGAAUAAGAUUGACAGACCUGAAGCCAUCAGUGAAGAGAGGUUACGAGAGGUGUUUGGAUUGUAUGGUCAGACAACAGGAAAGGGCAGUGUAUCACUGAAAGAGCUGAAUGCCCGGCCCUUAGAAGUCUUCAUGUGCAGUGUGCUCAAGAGACAAGGCUAUGGGGAAGGCUUCCGCUGGAUGGCGCAGUACAUCAAUUAACACCAGCCCACGCCAGCUUGGCUCGCAGGCCUGCUCAGAGAUUUGAUUGCUCAACAUGCAUAACUUGAAUUCAAUAGACUUUUGUUGGUUUUAAAAUAGAUAUUUUUUAGACUAUUAAUAUUACAUCAACAUAAUUUGAGAAUUGAAAACUGAAUAUUGCAAUGUUAGUUUCUAAUUCCAUACAGAUAGUUUUUACAGUUUAUAAUCCGACAUCACCCCAGCACCAUUUAUAAAGAGCAACUUUCCAGCAGUACAUUUGAAGCACUUUUUAACAAUGUGAAACUACAAAUAUAAACCAUGUUUCAAAGCUGCUCAUGUUCAAUUUUUUAUGUACUUUUUUGGAACUAGUUUUUAAAUUUUAGAUUAUAUGUCCACCUGUCUUAAGUGUACAGUUAAUAAUUAGCUUAUCUAUGAUUGCAUGAUGCCUUACAGUUUGCAAUAAUGCUUUUCUUAUGCAAACGUCAUGCAAUAAAACAAACUCCAAUGUGUGGCAUCCUUAUUGGGCAAAUAUUUCCUUUGAAUGUGUCUUGUCUAGCUAGCAUCUCUGAAGACGUAAGUAUUUAAUAUUAGCCCCUUGAGAAGGCUGUUAGGAAAGGAGAUACCUUCCGAAGACGCAGGAUUGUGUGUGACCCUGGAGGCUUGCGCAUUUCCCAGGAGCCGGCCGUGGUUUCCAGUGCGUGGUGAGCCAUGCUGCUCCCUCAGCUGUCUCACGGUGAGGUGAUCCAGUCUUACUGGCGGCCAGCUCGGAAGUAGUGACCGGCACCAGCCCCGUCUCUCUCUGAGGCUCCUGGGCAGGGCAAGCGGCAGGUGAACGCGUGCAGUUUUACUGUGGAGACCAGCUUGUCCCGUGGGCGUCUUGCUCCCAUCCUGUAGCUCCUUUGCAUUCUUUGGCACAUUUUUUCCUGGUAGAAAGAGAAUGAAUCCUUGUUUUUAAUGUUUUCUUUCCUCAAUUGCUCUCAGCUAGACUUGUUUUAGGGUAGAAUGCCUGCUGGGCAAUAGUGUCUGCAAGCCUGACUGCUGCCCUUACUAGUAAAAUGUCAGCUUUUCAUUGUUGGGGUUUGUUGCUGUUGUUUUCGAGACAGGGUCUUGCUGUAUAGUCCAGGCUGGUCUUGAACCCACUAUGUAGCCCAGGCUGGCCUCGAACUCAGUCAUCCUCCUGCCUCAGCCUCCCAAGUUCUGGGAUUAUAGGCAUGUGCCACCACAUCCAGCUCUCAACUGCAUUUUUUUUUGGUACCGGGGAUCGAACUUGGGUCCUUGCGCCUGCGCAGCGGGCAGCAAAACCACUGAGCUAAAUCCCCGGCCCUCUCAACUGUAUUUUUAAAGAUUCUCAAGUUUAAGAUUUCUCUUCUGAUUAUAAACCACGCUAUUUAUUUUUUUCUUUUCAGUAGAGGGGAUCAAACCCAGGGCCUUGCACAUCCUAGACAAGCACUCUACCACUGAAUUACUGGACAUCUCAGCCCUUUUUUUUUUUUUUUGGUACCAGGGACCAAACUCGGGACCUUGCGCUUGUGAGGCAGGUGGCGGAACCACUGAGCUAAAUCCUUGGCCCCUCUUUUUUUUUUUUUUGAAGCAGUGUCUAAGUUGCCGAGGCUGGCCUUGAACUUGUGAUCCUCCUGCCUCAGCUUCCCAAGUAGCUGAGAUUAUAGGUGUGUGCCACCACACCUAGCUUAAAGCAAGUGUUUGUAGUAGUUUAACCAAUUCCACUGAGUUGGACCAUGCCAAGAACUUGUUCAGUUUCAUCAAGAAUCAUUUUAAGGUCACGACGAAUACCCCUGGAGCCACUGUGCAGUCAGAGCUGUGGUCCUGGGUGGUGAUGAACCCCACAAAGCACAUGCAGGCUGAGCAGGUGACCGGAAGGAGCUGGUGUGCCAAGCCGAAAAGGUCUUUUCUAACUUUUGGUUUUAGCAACUUGGCUGUUCUGUUUCACUUUCACAUUCUUUCUAAAUGAAAAUAGCUUGCUUCUUCCACGCCUGGAGACAUCAUUAGUGCAAAGGGAAAAGUUGAAAACGCCCAGCCUGCCAGCUCUUCUGCAAAGAGUUCUGGCGCAGAGCUCAGCCUCGCCGAAAGCCCUUAGCCACGCCUUGCUGCUCUGCUUUCGCAGUCCUCACUUCAGGACCCGCUGUGUCUCCCAUGCUGAGACACCUGCAUCCACCCUGCCAGGAUCCCAGGGGGUUGCCUCGCGUCUCCCGGAGGCCAAUUCGAACUGACCCGCUUGCCCCAUCCAUGUCUGGGACAGCUUCACUUUGUGCCGAAAGACUAAAAUGUAAUCAUUGACACUCGUGUAAAGUCAAGACUGGACUCCAUGCAAAUCAGCUGUGCAAAAGACGUUUUAAAAUCUGAAGUCCAAAACUAAAAAUAUCAUGUCUCGAGCCCACUUUUUUUCUCUUUUUUUGGUACCGGCGAUGGAACUCGGGACCUUGCGCUUGCGAGGCAGGCAGCAGAACCACUGAGCUAAAUCCCUGGCCCCCCACUUUGAUUUUAAAGAGAUUCUCAUUUCACACCUGUCUCAGUCUUUGCUAUUAAUUAUACUUUUGGAUCAUAACUGGUUAAGUGGAUAGGUUCCAGUUUAUCUCAGUCAAUUUUUAGAAUGGAGAUCACUUUUAAAUUGGAUAAGGCAUUUCCUAAAGUGUAUUAAAGUAUUCUUAACCAGCUGGGUGUGGUGGCGCACACCUGUAAUCCCAGCACUCGGGAGCCUGAGGCAGGUAGAUUGCUGGCAGUUCAAGGCCAGCCUGGGCUACAUAGUGGAACCCUGUCUCAAAACAAAACAAAACAAUAGUCUUCUUAACCAUUGCCUUAGUUGACCCAGUGUCUUCAUGUAAGUGUCGAAGAUGUGUGAAUUCAGGUAUUGACUGCAGAGAUCUAAAUUUUAGUUUUUUGUGUCUGCUUCCAUAUACAAGUUUAUUAUGGUCUACAACAUAAAAGUAGGAUAUUGUUUCUUUUCCAUGGUUUUCAACUGGCUGUAUGUCCCUGUAGUGCUUUCUAGCAUAUAAACUACUUAUAUAAAUCAUUGAAAUAGAAUGAUGGCUAUGCUAACAGUGUUUCUUGCCUUCUAGAAAAUGAUUUCGUCAACCACAUUCAAAUCCUAGUAUUAGGCUGUGCAUAGCUCAGUGGUAGAGCACUUGCCUAGCAUGUGUGAAGCCCUGGGUUUGAUCCUCAGCACAGCAAAAGAAAAAGAAAAAUCAUUUUUACAUCUUCCAUCAUUGAAAACAGUGUACUUCUAGUUAUCAUUUCAGGGGAAACGUUUACAUUUUUUUCUGAAACUCAGUGUGGUGUUUCAGUCUUGUUAAUCACUUACACAACUGAAGUUUGUAAGAAUGUUUGCCAAAUAAAAGUUGAUCAGAAUACACCAAGAUUGGCUUAUAUUCUCUUUAAAAUCCCUGUUACUAAAAAUGUAUUGUUUGGGUCAUUCUAGACAUAGGUAAAAAUUUGGGUGGUGAUUCACAAAAUCUUUAAGAAAGCAUGAAAAAAUGGAUAUUAGCAAAUAUAAAUUCCUUAAUGCAAAAUGAAUAGGGAAUAAAAGAUCGCUUAUGUUAAGAUUUUAAAAAACAGAUUUUGCUAUAAUCUUCUUGUUCAGAAAAACUAUUUCAAUCAAGGACUAAAUUAUCAAAACUGCAUGUUGCUGCUUCUGCUCAUUUUUCUUUUGAAAUUAAGUUGGUGCUUCUUAACAAAAAAGGAAAAAAGCAAGCUCUUGGAGUGAGUGGCUGGACCUCAGUGUAGAAGACUGGGAUUCGGUUAAAAUCCCACAUCCCUGCCCACGAGCAUUCCCACCUCACGCUUGCAUUCCAAAGCUCCCAGUGUGAAGGGAAUGCACAGUGCUGAAGGUGCAGUUCUGAACCAAGGGCUUCUGCUCCUUCUUCGUUCAGGACAGUAACUGGCUAACACACUCACUGUCGCUGAUGGUUGUUCAGGACUGUGACCACACUUUAAAAUUGAAUCGAAAGUAAUGAAAGUGAGCAAGGUUAUCCAAAGCAAACUGUUUUAGGUACUCCCACCCCUAAUAGACUUUAGGGCAGAAACAGAAAAUUGAUUUUGUGCAGAAUUAUUUUGGGGAGAGCUAUACUGGAGUAUGUGGAUUCUUCAGCAUGUACUUUCAGUGAGGAAUUAAGUUUAAUUUUAGUUUUAAAUAUCUUGGGGUAAAAGAGGGUGACAAUUUUUUGUUUCUGACAUAAGGCUUUGGUGGAGUGUGUCCAUUAUCAGGUGUAAAGAUUCGCUGCUUCUCCUGACCUCGUGAGCCCUCGGGGGACGAUGCUCUCAGUGCUCCAGAAGUGACAGGGGCUCGGCUGAAUGCACAGUGUGUCUAAGUGGCAAGGCAGUGAUAGUCAUUCAUCACUAACCGUGUUUGCACUUUCCCACACCACCAUUUGCACUAGGACCUUAGUGUGAAUUUUAACAGUUGUUUUAGGGUAUAUACAGAUUGUUAAGCGUAAUUUAUAUGAACAUGUUUCUGUUUGCCUUUGUGUGUUUUACAAAGAACAGCUAUAAUAAAUGGUUAAAUUUUUUGA